ACAGAUACAGCAAUCUUUAGAAGCAGACGACAAUUUUCAAGCAGACGACAUUUUGCAAUGAAGAAAACAACACAAAGCGUUGAACGUCUUCAGGACAUGUUAAAACAUGCAUCCCGAAAGAGGAAGCGGUCUAGCAGUCCUGAUAGCGAGGCUUUACCCCCAGCAAAGCGUCCCCGGUUGAGGGUCAUAACCCCUCCUCCAUUGCCAAGGUCAUUUUUGAGAAAGGUCAAAGCAUGGCAUGAUAGGAAACGAAAAAUUGAAUUUGGUAUCGCCCUUUACUUGGAGGCACAGAGGCAAAAGAUUGCCGACGCAAUUUCUUUACCAGCUGCGCCAUCUAUGUCUCUAUCAGAAGAAGCUUUAUCUGGUAUUAGAGCAGCCGAAGAUUUGAUUGAAGAGAUCUCCAGGGAGAUUGAAGCAUCAGCUCCUAAACGCCGCGGCAUCAUAAAGAGGUUGGCUUCCAACGAUGCUGCAGACGACAGUUUGGAGGUCAAGGUCGUUCCGAUGAAACGUCGUGGAGGAUGGAGAAAGAAUGGGCAGAGGCGAUUCUGAAU
Ruditapes philippinarum (Manila clam) is the source of this 551-nucleotide messenger RNA. RefSeq lists its product as uncharacterized. Lineage: Eukaryota; Metazoa; Mollusca; Bivalvia; Venerida; Veneridae. The record is from RefSeq and is a predicted model, not a curated record. Bases 58 to 549 code for a protein of 163 amino acids. The transcript is spliced from 3 exons.